GACAAAGAAUUAAACAAAACCAAAUCACACUCGCUAUACUUCCAGUUUUCUUUCCCCCCUUAUUUGUUACUUUUCUCAAACAUUAUCGGUUAAUACUAUCUUCCUCCGUCCUAUUUUCACCUUCUUUUUCAUUAUCUCUUUUGUUUUUGUCUUUUUCAUUAAACACGAAUACGAGCAUGACACAAGCACGAAUAGGCACGACACGAUUCGAACCGUGCCCGGGCCUGGGCCAGGCCUAGUAAAGUUAACAAAUGGCUUACAUGGCACGACACGAAAACUGACGGGCCGUGCUAAGCACAGCAAGAAAUAAAUGGGCCCGAAGCGUCCCCGUGCCGUGCCGGCCCAAGCACGGCCCAUGUACAGGCGGAACCCACUGCCCAGAACGAACCCUGUUCUGUUGCGGCAAAACAGAGCUCCGCGCUCCGCCGCCUUGACGUUGAAGAAGGAGGAGAGUCAGAGCACGAUGCGAUCAUAGAAUCCUUCCCCACGUUUUUGAAAUGUCGACCAGUGCAGCGGGGGCGCCGAAGAUACUUGACGUUCUUCGAAUCGUGCAAUCAAAGAAGGCUAUGCCAGUCUAUUCAGUCCCUGCAAAACAGGGCAGGAGAGAGAACGGAUCGGCGGGAACAACCGACGAAGAGUCGAAACUCGCCGAUGGUGUCGACGCUAUACUCACGACCCCAGAAAUGUCAGAAUAUGCUUCAAUAGAGUCAACCGUACCUGAAUUUUGGGUAUCAAAUGACGCGAAAAUACCUCUGUUAGUGAAGCAAACGGCCGACCAGGACCCUCUCGUGGGUAGAGCGAUCCAGCUCAAAUCGAGCCAAAUUGGCGAUGUAGAUUCAUUAAAGGACGUCCCACUAAGCUUUAAGAUUGUUGAAUUUGCCGCGACAAAGCCUGAAUCAGAAAUGCCCAAAUCCGAAUUCAAAAUUCUGGGUCUGUGAAAUUCAAACUCGGCCGACGGCGGGAAGAGGGAACUCGACGAAUUAAAGACAAUGGCGAUGCUUUCGGGACUUGGGCAUGGACCAGAACUUCAAUUGGAAGCCUGGAGAAGAGUUUGGAGUGCUUGAAUUGGAUGGGGGAUACUUGAAUCGCAAACCCCCAAUUGUGCCGAGCAAGAACGAGUGUCGCACUGCUGUCCGACGACCUGGAAAUUGCUCGGAAGGAAAUUCGGCAAAAUUGGUGGUCAAAGCAGGUUUAUUCCAACUACACAAAGCGUUCCCAAUGACACUGCAAGCACCAACACAACUAGAUGCGAUUGAUGAUGAGAUUGAAGCUGCCAAAGUUGUGCCGAAAAAGAUGUUUGAGCAUGCUACUUUCGAUCCAGUUUGGAAUAAAUUCUGCGAAGAUUU
Messenger RNA from Linum trigynum, 1346 nucleotides. The record is from the annotation of a GenBank genome assembly. NCBI's taxonomy places the organism in Eukaryota, Viridiplantae, Streptophyta, Magnoliopsida, Malpighiales, Linaceae.